This is a messenger RNA of Penicillium longicatenatum, 2154 nucleotides long. Its product is annotated as glutamine-dependent NAD(+) synthetase. The record is from RefSeq and is a predicted model, not a curated record. The coding region runs from base 1 to 2154 and encodes 717 amino acids. Gene Ontology annotation, molecular function: NAD+ synthase (glutamine-hydrolyzing) activity; ATP binding; glutaminase activity. The transcript is spliced from 11 exons. NCBI's taxonomy places the organism in Eukaryota, Fungi, Ascomycota, Eurotiomycetes, Eurotiales, Aspergillaceae. Gene Ontology annotation, biological process: NAD+ biosynthetic process. Gene Ontology annotation, cellular component: cytoplasm.
AUGGGGCACCUUGUCACUCUAGCAACAUGCUCUCUAAAUCAAUGGGCCCUGGACUUUGAGGGCAAUGCGGCCCGCAUUAUCGAGAGUAUUCGACAGGCAAAGGCAGCUGGUGCGGCUCUACGUGUUGGUCCAGAGCUUGAGAUUACCGGGUACGGCGUGCUGGAUGGAUUCCUUGAAGGGGACACCUUCUUGCAUUCUUGGGAAAUGUUAGCUCGUAUCAUCGAACACCCGGACUGUCAGGAUAUUGUGGUGGAUGUGGGUAUGCCUGUGCGCCAUCGCAAUGUGCGCUACAACUGCCGUGUCAUCUUCUACAACAAAAAGAUUAUCCUAAUCCGGCCGAAGAUGUGGCUCGCCAACGAUGGCAACUACAGAGAGCACAGACACUUCAUUCCGUGGCAGCGUCCUCAAGAGGUUGAGGAUUAUUACCUAGAGCAGAUUGUAGGAAAUAUCACUGGUCAAUACAAGGUCCCGUUCGGUGAUGCCGUCAUCAGCACGAGAGACACUUGUUUUGGCCUGGAGACUUGCGAGGAAUUGUUCACUCCUAAUGGACCUCAUAUUCCUUAUGGACUGGCUGGUGUGGAAAUUAUCUCCAACUCCUCUGGCAGCCACCAUGAAUUGAAAAAGCUUGACACUCGCGUGAACCUCAUCACACAAGCUACAAAAUUGAGCGGUGGUAUCUACCUGUAUGCUAAUCAACAAGGCUGUGACGGCGAUCGCCUAUACUACGACGGCUGUGCGAUGAUUGUCGUAAAUGGUGAUGUCGUGGCGCAAGGAUCCCAAUUCUCCUUGAACGACGUGGAAGUUGUCACAGCGACCGUCGACAUCGAAGAUGUCAGAACCUACCGCUCAACCGUGAGCCGUGGAAUGCAGGCGAGCAAGCAGUCACCUUUUGUUCGUCUCGACAUUGAUGUCCGUCUUUCCCGCCGUACUGAGGAUGCGGACCCCAGCCUCACUGUUUCCGCGCCAUUCAAGCCUCAUUUCCAUGUUCCAGAAGAGGAGAUCGCUCUCGGCCCAGCUUGUUGGCUUUGGGACUACCUGCGGCGAUGCGGCGCCGCGGGAUUCUUUAUCCCUCUCAGCGGUGGUAUCGACAGCUGUGCCACGUCAGUGAUUGUCCAUUCGAUGUGCCGUGAGGUUCUGAAAGCAGUCAGACAAGGCAAUGAGCAGGUCAUCAAGGAUGUCCGUCGACUCUGUGCUAAGCCCACCGACUCCGACUGGCUCCCGACGACCAGCCAAGAAAUCUGCCGAGCCAUCUUCCACACCAGUUACAUGGGGACACAGAACUCGGGUCAUGAGACGCGGGACCGGGCUAAACGACUGGCCGCAGAUAUUGGCUCCUACCAUAUUGACUUCAACUUUGAUACUGUGAUAACAGCUCUUAUGGCUCUUUUCACCACCGUCACCAACUUCCAGCCACGAUUCAAGGUGCAUGGAGGUAGUUCGGCCGAAAACGCCGCCUUGCAGAAUGUCCAGGCUCGAUUAAGAAUGGUCCUUUCUUAUUUGUUUGCUUCGUUAUUGCCGACUGUCCGCCAGCGACCUGGUGGUGGCAGCCUCUUGGUUCUUGCAUCAUCAAAUGUGGACGAGUGCCUGCGGGGCUACUUAACCAAGUACGAUGCUAGCUCAGCCGAUCUCAACCCUAUUGGGUCUAUUAGCAAAGUCGACCUCAAGAAGUUUAUCGGAUGGGCAGGUAUUAACUUUGAUCUCCCAAUUCUUGAAGAGUUCAUCCACGCAACGCCUACGGCUGAAUUGGAGCCUCGGACAGCGACUUAUGUGCAAUCUGAUGAAGCUGACAUGGGUGUGACUUACGCCGAGCUUGGUACUUUUGGCUACCUUCGAAAGGUGUCCAAGUUAGGCCCCUGGUCAAUGUAUGAGAAGCUCUUGCAUCUGUGGGGUAAUGAAUACAGUCCGCGCGAAAUCUACGAGAAAACACGCCAUUUCUUCUACAACUACUCUAUUAACCGACACAAAAUGACUGUCUUAACACCUAGCUAUCACGCAGAGCAGUACUCUCCCGACGACAACCGGCAUGAUCUUCGCCAGUUCCUAUAUCCUUCCUUCACAUGGGCGUACAAAAAGAUGGAGGACAGUGUCAAAUUCUGGGAAUCUAGGGGAUGGACUACCGGCAAGACUGCGAAGAAGAACGUCAAAGCGGACUGA